Messenger RNA from Sebastes umbrosus (honeycomb rockfish), 2005 nucleotides. Its product is annotated as 14-3-3 protein beta/alpha-1-like. The coding region runs from base 275 to 1015 and encodes 246 amino acids. Gene Ontology annotation, cellular component: cytoplasm. The transcript has 6 exons. Gene Ontology annotation, biological process: signal transduction. The record is from RefSeq and is a predicted model, not a curated record. Lineage: Eukaryota; Metazoa; Chordata; Actinopteri; Perciformes; Sebastidae.
AGUGGGAGUACGACAUAUGAUUGGCCAGUCGACAUUCUUAGAGGAACAGGCCCCUUUUGCCGUUUAGUUGUAUUGUCGCUCGGGCUGUUCUUUGCCUUUCUGACCAACCUCUCAAAUCGGAUCAAUUUGUGGAGCAGAUUUUGGACCUCCAGUAGCUUGUAACGUUGCCGUGGGGGAAUAACCACACAGCUACACCCCAUUCUUCAACCUCAACAGUGCUUGAUUGUCACCCCGGAUUUCCAGUUUAUCUGUCCCCAAUACAAUAAUAAAAACCAUGGAAAAAGGGGAUCUUAUUUCGAGGGCCAAGUUGGCCGAGCAGGCUGAGCGUUACGACGACAUGGCAGAGUGCAUGAAGGAGGUAACGGAGAAGGGAGACGAGCUGUCUAACGAGGAGAGGAACCUGCUGUCCGUCGCCUACAAAAACGUGGUUGGGGCGAGGCGCUCCGCAUGGAGGGUGUUGUCCAGUAUCAACACGAAGGCUGAGGGGUCUGACAAGAAGCAGGAGAUGGUCAAGGAGUAUCAGAAGACUGUGGAAAAGGAGCUGCAAGAUAUCUGCGGCACGGUUCUGGUAUUGCUGGACGAGCAUUUAAUUCCAAACUCCAAACAGGCCGAGAGCAAAGUCUUCUAUCUAAAGAUGAAGGGGGACUACUAUAGAUACCUUGCUGAAGUUGCCGAUGGAGAUGAGAGAAAAAAGAUCAUUGUGAACUCACAGCAAGCAUACCAGGAAGCGUUUGAUUGCAGCCUGGACAUGGACUCCACACAUCCCAUCCGCUUGGGCUUGGCGCUUAACUUCUCCGUCUUCUAUUACGAGAUCCUCAACGAUCCCAAAAAAGCCUGCGAAUUGGCUAAAAAGGCAUUUGAUGAUGCCAUUGCUGAGCUCGACCAGCUAAAUGAGGAGUCCUACAAAGACAGCACUCUUAUCAUGCAACUCCUCAGAGACAACCUGACAUUAUGGACAUCAGACAACGCUAAUGAAGAGUGCGAAGGUGACGCAGUCCCAGAAAGUGAGAAAUAAAAUAAAAAACGCAAGCUCUCGAUGUUGGGGUCAUCUCCAAAAACAACAAAAGGAAGAAAAAAAAAAAACUUUUUACACAUCCUUCAUUCCUUAUUGCUCCACUCAAACAUUCUACCAAUGAAACCCAAUGCUGAAAAGGGUCAUGUAAGGAAAUAAUUAAAAAAAAUCAUUCUUUUCACAAUGUAGAUUUGAACAACUGGUGAAAAGAGAAACCCUCCAUUCCUUUGGUUUGUGUUUGUCCUGGCCUUCCCAUUUGUGCAGUUUCAGCUGUAGAAAAGUGAUUGAUAGCUUGACAUGGUAUCAGACUUCUAACUCAAUUUAGAGGCAAUCAAAUUUAAGUCCCAUUGUUGAACAACUGGAAGCAUAAAUCCCAUCAAUUGAGCCUGUUUGGAUUUUCUCCAAUAAGAAAUGUUGGAUAUAAAAACUAGUUUCCCCCUUAGCUUUUUUAAAUGUCUGUCUCUUACCUGGUACGGUUACAGCAGCUGAAGUCCAACUUCAAACAGAUGGAAUUUUCAUACUGCAGGGAAAGCUAGUGCACUUUACAUGCUGGCAACAAAUAUUAUAAUACAGCCAAGUAGUGCCAAUUGGUUUAACCCUCACUUUCUGCCCUGGUUAUGAUGCCACUCUUUCACUGAAGCAUGCCUGUUGUUUGGGGAGGGGAAAAAUGGUGGGGCUUGUCUGACCAAAUGCAGGGACCUUUUUAAUGGGAAGAAGACAAUUCUGUCAUGCAUGUCUCUUGAGAUAGUACACUGGAAUGGGAACAAAUGCUGUACCACACACAAGUCCAAGUGUCAAGUUUAGUAAUUUUCAAUGCAGGUUUGUACACAUCCGACAAGUGGGUGAUUUGUUAGUCUGUCCAGUGAUUGUCAUUAGAGAUUUGGACCACUAUUGUUUUGCUAUUCAUUCAAUUGUAGUCCCCAAAAGCCUUGUGGAACUGUUUGAAUCCCUAUGUAUCAGCUAUGUUAACAAUAAAACAUUUUAUAAACCAAA